Molecule: messenger RNA, 2453 nt
Organism: Cajanus cajan (pigeon pea)
Lineage: Eukaryota; Viridiplantae; Streptophyta; Magnoliopsida; Fabales; Fabaceae
Product: ABC transporter G family member 15
Cellular component (GO): membrane
Molecular function (GO): ATP binding; ABC-type transporter activity; ATP hydrolysis activity
Source: RefSeq, a predicted model, not a curated record
GCUAUGUCACUAUUACUAUGUUCUGUGGGAGUUGGAUGAAAGUAAUUACUGCACAUAGUUCAUGAAUGACCAAAACACAACAUUGGGACUUUGUGAGUGGUCCCACACUAAGGUUUUCUCUUGCCCUUACCAUCCAUCACGUACAUAUAUAUCUAUGUGUAUGCAAGCUGCUGGCUGGCUACUACUUAUGUUAUUUCUUUCCCUCUUUCAUUUCAUUCCAAUUUCCAACCAAACCCCGUUUUCAGAAAUGGAGAUAGAGCAAGAAGCAAGUAGGAAUGAAAAGGGUGUUGGUGAGUGUGGUGAAAUGAUGAGGGUUUGUGAUGAUAAGAGAAGGAUGUAUUAUGUUGUGUGGGAAGAUUUGAGUGUUGUAGUUCCAAACUUUGGGAAUGGACACACAAAGAGGUUGCUGAAUGGGUUGAGCGGAUAUGCUGAACCAAACAGAAUCAUGGCUAUCAUGGGUCCUUCUGGCUCUGGAAAAUCUACUCUUCUUGAUGCUUUGGCAGGUAGACUAUCUAGAAACGUUAUCAUGUCUGGAAAUGUGGUUAUAAAUGGAAAGAAGAGGAAAUUGGACUAUGGGGGUGUAGCUUAUGUGACCCAAGAAGACACAUUGCUGGGAACACUAACAGUGAGAGAGACAAUAUCUUACUCAGCCAAUCUAAGGCUCCCAUCUAGCAUGAGCAAAGAAGAGGUGAAUGACUUGAUAGAGGGAACAAUCAUGGAAAUGGGUCUUCAAGAGUGUGCUGAUAGGCUUAUAGGGAAUUGGCAUUUGAGAGGCAUAAGCGGUGGAGAAAAGAAAAGACUAAGCAUAGCACUUGAAAUCCUCACAAGGCCUUCCCUCUUGUUCCUUGAUGAACCCACCAGCGGUUUGGACAGUGCCUCAGCAUAUUUUGUUGCUCAAACUUUGAGAAACAUAGCUCAUGAUGGCAAGACUGUUAUCUCUUCUAUACAUCAGCCAAGUAGUGAGGUUUUCUCACUCUUUGACCAUCUCUUUCUUCUUUCUGGAGGUCAAACUAUUUACUUUGGAGCAGCACAAAAGGCAGUUGAGUUCUUUGCCAAAGCGGGAUUCCCAUGUCCAAGUAGAAGAAACCCUUCAGAUCAUUUCCUCCGUUGUAUUAAUUCAGACUUUGAUGAUGUCACAACCACUAUGAAGGCCUCCCAAAGAAUUCAUGAAGGAAUAUCAACGGGAUUAUCAACUGCAGCAAUCAAAGCAAUUCUCAUAGAGAAAUACCGAUGGUCAGAACACGCAACCACCGCAAGAGCAAGAAUCAAAGAAAUCUCAAACAUAAAUGAAGGACGUGAUUUUGAAAGCAAAAGCAAAUGCGAAGCAAAAUGGUGGAAGCAACUAUCAACGCUGACUCGUAGAUCAUUCGUGAACAUGUCUAGAGAUGUGGGAUACUACUGGAUAAGGAUAACUAUCUACGUUGCCUUAUCAUUGUGUGUUGGAACAAUCUUUUACGGAGUUGGGUCGAGUUAUAGAGCCAUUUUUGCAAGAGGAGCAUGCGGAGCUUUUAUAUCAGGUUUCAUGACAUUCAUGUCCAUAGGGGGCUUCCCAUCUUUCAUAGAAGAAAUGAAGGUGUUCGAUAAAGAAAGACGAAAUGGGCAUUAUGGCGUUGGAGUAUACAUUUUAUCAAAUUUUCUCUCUUCAUUUCCCUUUGUGGCAGUGAUGUCCUUUGGUACUGGGACAAUAACCUAUUACAUGGUUAAGUUUCGUUCAGAAUUUUCACAUUUUUUGUAUAUUUGUCUGGAUCUUCUUGGCUGCAUCGCGGUUGUGGAGAGCUCCAUGAUGAUUAUAGCUUCAUUGGUUCCCAACUUUCUAAUGGGAUUGAUAAUUGGAGCAGGAUAUAUUGGUAUUAUGAUGAUGACUGCUGGCUAUUUCCGACAGAUCCCUGAUCUUCCCAAAUUCUUCUGGCGUUAUCCAAUAUCAUACAUCAAUUAUGGCGCAUGGGGAUUGCAGGGAGCUUUCAAGAAUGACAUGAUUGGGAUGGAGUUUGACUCCUUAGAACCUGGAGGCCCAAAACUGAAAGGAGAAAUGAUCCUCAAAACCAUGCUUGGCAUUCAAGUUGAUAAUUCAAAGUGGUGGGACUUGGCUGCAGUCAUGAUCAUCCUCAUAUUUCUCAGAGUUCUUUUCUUUUUCAUUCUGAAAUUUAAGGAGAGAGUUGCACCUUUCCUUUAUGGUAUCUACGCCAAGCAAACACUUCACCGCAUCAACAAGCGACCUUCGUUCAGGAAAGCACCAUCUUUCCCUUCAAAGCGUCACCAAUCACUGCAUCCCUUGUCUUCUCAAGAGGGUCUCAACUCCCCUAUUCAUUAGAAAAACCAUCAUUUGCUGAUACACACAACAAUCACACCUCAUACUCCCAAUAUUAUAUAUGUAACGUUGUAUAAUGAGGAAUACUUUGUCUUCACAAUUCACAUGGAUAAAAUAUAUAAGCAAAAUAUAUUUUAUAUUUAUA